Molecule: messenger RNA, 5973 nt
Organism: Cydia pomonella (codling moth)
Lineage: Eukaryota; Metazoa; Arthropoda; Insecta; Lepidoptera; Tortricidae
Product: G protein-activated inward rectifier potassium channel 3-like
Exons: 9
Coding region: 577-2586 (669 amino acids)
Biological process (GO): regulation of monoatomic ion transmembrane transport; potassium ion import across plasma membrane
Cellular component (GO): plasma membrane
Molecular function (GO): inward rectifier potassium channel activity
Source: RefSeq, a predicted model, not a curated record
CAAGCGUAGGAGAUCGCGGCCUACAGCCAGUUGCCGCUCAGCCGACAUACGAUUCGCGUCGCGCGCAAGCCAAUUUUCCCGCGCGAAUUUAAAAAGCGCGUGUUCCAAAUUCAAUUUGCAAGUUCCUUUCGAUCGUUUCGCGGUACACAACAUGCCUAAAAAGAAAUAAAAAAGUUAAAAUUAAAUCGCGUUUUAAGUUAUUGUAUAUAUUAUUUCAAAACAUGUGCUAAAUUGUGAAUUCGUGUUAAUGACUUUUGUUUAAGUGCCGUAUUCGCGUGUAAAAAUCUGUGAUAGUACAUUGCUGUGAAACUUUGUACCCAGUGCAUAACUUUGACCGUUUGGUUGUAUUCCAGUUUCGGGAAAUUAAAUUUCGCGAAGCGUCCGAUAAUUUUUCUUUAUGAUAGGUCCAUAUAUGAAGUGUCAACAUUUCUACCCCAAACAUUAUGAUUUACAAAUGGAUAUUAUGAUAAGAGUGAAGUGUUGCCAAGAAACUAAAAACCCAAAGUGACGAAGUGCCAUUUGGUGUCUGUAGUGCUACGUUCCGCUGCUCCCUUACCUGUUUAUUAAAUCGUAACCAUGUCGGACAAGACUACAUCGUCGGUCGGCCCGAGAAGUUUCGAGACUAUUUCCGAGGAGGACGGGCAGGAUGGUUCGCCCUGGGACAAGUUGUUAGGAGAAGAAAAGAGUGCUGUUCCUAUUAUAAUUAAGACCGAAGCGUCGAGCACGACUUCUAGAAGCGGCGAGGAAGUUUCCCUACACCCUCAGGCCAUCGACUUGGAGUCCAACAAGCUGACGCGCUCGAAAAGCCUGGUGCAGCAGAGGAGGAACAGCAGCGGGCUUCUGGCAGCCAUCCCGCGGCAGUUGAGGAACUCCUUCUCCUUGAGAGGGGUCCACAGCGAACCGUCCAGCGUCAAAGACGUGCCCACCACACGGAAUGACAGCUCCCUCAACCUUCUACUUAGAUAUCGUCAAGCCCGUUAUGCAGCGAGGCGCGUGAGAAAGCGCGUCAUCUUCAAACACGGCGACUGCAACGUCGUGCAAUGGAACGUGGCCAAGCGCAGACGCCGGUACCUCCAGGACAUCUUCACGACCCUCGUGGACGCGCAGUGGCGUUGGACGCUGAUGGUGUUCGCGCUCUCCUUCAUUCUCUCCUGGUUGCUGUUCGCGCUCAUCUGGUGGCUCAUCAUCUUCACGCACGGGGACCUAAACCCGCCCGCCAACAACACCGAUCCCAUCAUCCCCUGUCUCAACAAUGUCAACACCUUCACCGGCUGCUUCCUGUUCUCGGUAGAAACGCAACACACCAUCGGCUAUGGAUCCAGGACAACGAACGAGGAGUGCCCAGAGGCUAUCUUCGUUAUGUGCCUGCAGAGUAUUGUUGGAGUCUUCAUUCAAGCAUUUAUGGUGGGUCUAAUAUUCGCGAAGCUUGCUCGAGCCAAAAAGCGUAACACCACGCUCCUGUUUUCGAGGAACGCGGUCAUUUGUUUGAGAGACGGCGAAUUCUGCCUCCUAUUCAGAGUGGGUGACAUACGCAAGUCGCAUAUACUCGAAGCGCACGUCCGUGCUCAGAUUAUUCGGAAAAAGAUAACCAGAGAAGGCGAGGUACUGCCCUUCUACCAGCAAGAGUUGAAAGUCGGUGCCGACGGAGAGGAGGACCGGCUCAUGUUCAUCUGGCCCAUGACUAUCGUCCACAAGAUCAACGAGAAGUCCCCGCUGUAUAAUCUGUCGGCCGCUGAUAUGCUUAGGGAGAGGUUCGAAAUCGUCGUGAUGUUAGAGGGUGUCAUCGAGUCUACGGGGAUGACCACGCAGGCUCGGAGCAGUUUCCUCCCGUCAGAAAUACUGUGGGGGCACCGCUUCGAGACUAUGGUGACGUUCAGGAAGGACACUGGAGAAUAUGAGGUCGAUUACACCAGCUUCAACAACACCUACGACGUGGACACGCCUCUGUGCUCGGCGAAGCAACUCGAUGAGCUGAGGGCGACGGUGUCUACUUCCCAGAAACUAGACCGUUUGCUCGGCACCAUACCAAAGACCUUCUCCAACGACACCCUGGACCUCAGCUCCGUGGACUCCAUGUCUUUGGACGAGCAUAUAGAGAUCAAGAUCCCCGACGCGAGGGCCAAGGAGAACCGGCUGCUUGCCCAAAACAAUUUCGUACAGAAUAUCAAUGAGAAAUCCAGGAACACUAGCCACAAUCACCUAGCCGUCGAGAACUGCCAGGAAUUACCCAAGAAUCAGAAUCACGAACAUGAAAGCAACAAAAAUGGAGAAGCGAAGGAAGCUCAUAUGAAUAGAAGCCAUAGUCACGCUAGUAUGAAAAAGGUCCAUGGCCUCACGCCAAACGGCAUCGGGCAUGUGCACGGACACGAAAACAAAGUUGACGAUAUCAACAAAAUAAAGAACCUAUGUCCGCAGAUCGCCGAGCGCGAGCCAGCUGGCGGCGCCGCCCACCAUCCCCAUCCUCGUGACGGAGGCCGACGGCGCCUGACGCCCCCCGGCCCCGCGGCCCCCGCGACCCCCGCGGCCCCCGCCGCCCCCGCGGCCCCCUCUGAGGCCGCGCAACACAGAACACCCACGCAGGGGUAAGAACAGAGUCCGCUUCAGCAGCGAGAGCAUUGAGAACAUGUGGGUAGAUGGCGCUAUGAGUACUUAAUUUGUCGUCGUGCGUAAUACAUACUAAAGAAGAUAUGCCUCUCUUGUGGGUUUUUGAGUUCUAUCGUUUCAUUUUCGUGGAUAUAUCCCGUUACCCGAAUUUAAAUUUUCGUGAGACAUACUAACAUUAAGCUAAUUUCACGGCUUAAGUCACGUGUUUUUAGUCACUCGCGCGACAUGUUUCGGAGGGCUUAGGUUUCCUGUCUCAUGCACUAACAGUGGAAGUAGGGUUCACGAUGGCCGCGCUUCGCGUACUGCUGCGCGCAUGUAGAGAAAAGAUGAUGUCGAUGUCGCGCAAGUAACUAAAAACACGUGAGUUAAGCCGUGAAAUUAGCUUAAUGAUAAUAUUGUUGACUAUAAUUUAUAUCAUUAAGCUAAGUUAUUGAUUAUAAUUUUAUCCAUCAAAAAUUAUAGUAAAUAGAAAUUUCGGUUAUUUAAAGGAUCUUUAUGCUCACUUUAGACAUGGAACGUCACAAUUGUUAAUCUUCUCAGGAGUGUUGUAACUUCUUUAGUUUUAUGUAAUACUGUGUUUUUAUAGGUGCAACUUUUUAGAAUAGGUACAGUGAAUUUUCUGUCAUACUUUCCACUUACUUUUGUCAGAUAUAUGCAAACACAUCACAGCGUGUCUGUGUUAAAAAUAGUGCCAAAUAAAAGUCUUCCUCUGUUUAGCCAUUUACAUUUGAAAAAUGUAUGAGAAACUUGUACAAUUUGUUUAAUAACAGUGAUUGGAUUUACAAAAGGCUUCACUUAUUUAUCCGAAUUUGCUUAGUGACUAGGUUCCCUAUCUCUGUACUCGUAUGAGAUGAUAACGGAAGUAACGAUUUCCCUUUUUAUGUAGUAAAUUUGAAAAUGAGUGGGUGAAUGUAUUAAAAAAAUUCUAGACCAAGUAUUUAUUCGAAUAAAUGCGGCCAAAAAUGCGGAGCUAAUUUAUAACAAAAGCUUUAAUAUUUUAUGAUAACUAUCUACUUUUGAUUACUUAUUCAUAAUCAGGAACUAGAAUUAAGUAAUGCCUACUGUAGCUAUGUGUACAGUCAUCGCAUUAUAUAUUCUUAUAUCUGUAACUCAUCACCGAUUGAUUCUAAGUCAAGGUACUGAUUAUGUUUUCUUAGGUAUAGACACAUACGAGUAAAAUGACAUUACGAUCUGUGUUAUUACUUAUUAUGCAACAUGUAAAACAAAAUGCUCCGCAGCGUGUGUCAAACGUGUUUGUAGGAAUAAAGUCUGUAUUAAUACUGUCGGUAGUUGAACUAACGAUAGAUUUAUAGUUAAUUGCUGAUUAUUUCAGUUUGUAGUAAAUAUUAGAAAAACGUCAAAUUACGGUCCAAAAGAUUACAGUAACUGCGUAAGGUACUUACUUGUUUUUUCGUUUGGAUGGUGUUUUUAAACUCUUGCAAUCCUGACCUGAUUUAUUAAUAAUUUAUUGUUUUUAUAUUGCUUAUCAUAUACAAAACCAACAAAAAACCUAUUUCUGUACGAGAAAUUCAUCCAUUCACAUUGCGUUACUCAUCUUUGUUGUAGAUGGCGCAACUCAGGUUUAAAUAAUACCAUCGAUUUUGGCAUUUUUUGGGCGCACACUAGAAAGAGGUUCAAUUUCUCUAAAUAGCGACACCUACAAUAAUGAUGACGACGUUAUAUAAUUACCGGAUUUACUAGCCUUUAUGAUUUGUCUCUUCUAACAUCAAUACUGAGACCGAAGGCUGAAACACACGUGUGUUAAGCGCGUGACGAGUCCUUAAUCACCAUGAAUACCCUUGAAAAUUGCAAUUCGACACGAAUUCCAAUGACAAUGUACCUACUUAGCAGUAGAGCAAGAGAACAAAGAAUAUAUUUCGCGUUGUAACCUUGAUUGACUCACCCAUCAGAGAAAAAUGUUUAGAAGUUCCUAAAUCAGAGCGUUUUUGUCAUACUAUAUUCCUUGGACACAUUUUUGUCGAAGUGUUUCGAUAUCUUUUAGCUGUCUAGUAGAUGUCCCAAAAAAAGUAGACACUUGAUCAAAUGUAUCCAAAGAAAUUAAGUGUUCGAAACGUCCGUUAUAAUGACCCAGAAUAUCUGACAUUCAACAUUAAAACAUCUUAUUUAUUAAUAUACUCGAGUUAGGGAAGUGAAGGGUGAGUGUCACUUUGAAUUUUAAAGUCUGAUUAGCACAAAUCAGUGGCCCCUGUUUAUUCAUAACACAGUGAAAUAAAAAAUUAUAGCUAAUGUUAGAUAUAUAAGUUUUUUCUUAUGUUUUAUUAAGUAUUAUGUUUUUGAAGUCAAAUUCAGAUGUACAGUUAAUUAUUGGCAAUUUCAACAUUGAAUAAAAUUCAUAAAUAGCUACUCAAGCAAUCGAAUUCACUAGAUGUAUCUUAAAUAUAAAUUAAGUAAACAUUGGUGAGAAAAUAAUGGAUUAUUCAGUGUAUUAGAAUUGUAUAGAUACGGCUAUUGUACAUAGUAAUGUUUUACCUGGGAAUACUAAAUUAAUAAACAGUGUAAUUCACCAGUUUUCCUAAUUAAACUUUAUGAUGUGUUCACUUUAUGGUUAAUAAUAACGAUACGACGAGUUAUUUUCAUGUAAAUAAUUAAUGAAAUAAACUUGAUUCGCCGGUUAUAACUCUCGAGUGAUAGCGCCAUCUAGGGAUUUAAAAAAGACCUAGUUUUCUUAAUCGCGGAGGUGACACUCUUUAUUAAUUUAUUACUACAGUGUGGUUUUACAUAACUAAGUAAGGGAUUUAACAUGAAGUGUGAUAAAAACUUAUCAAUAAUCGGUAUUUUCGUACAAAGUACGUGUCUGUAAUAUGUGCUAGUGAAAUAUACAGCUUUUGUAUUGCCAUUUAGACAAAUUUUAUUAUAUUUAUACAACAUAAGCGUUAGAAAUGCUAUAAUUAGACAGGGCAAGUGGCCUACACGGCACAAACAAGAGCCUCAGCCCUAAAAUUACAUGCUACUUGCUUAAGUAGCUACUUGUAGAACCAUUGCCCCACCUGAUUAUAGCCUUUGUAGUUAUAAAUGUAUCUAUUUAUCAAUAUAAAUCAUUAUUCUAUUUUUAUAUGGACUGUUGUUAAGGCGAUAGAAUAAUAAUACUGCUUAAUACUAUAACCGUAUAUACGAUGCCAAAAAUAAUGAUAAAAUUUGAUGUAAAGCGCAUACAUUUAAUGUUGCAAAAAUUUUAGUCACAAUUGGAAGUUUAGGUUAAAUUAAAAAAGUAUUAUUCUAUUGUCUAUGAGGCACAGGGGCCUACACAGCGCGGGCGCUGUAGCUAUACGCUUGAAUUUGUAUUGCCUUACCUUACCUGAUACCUAGUGUUUAUCAGAAUAGAAAGGUAUUAUAUACAAUAAUGACAUA